Molecule: messenger RNA, 745 nt
Organism: Callorhinus ursinus (northern fur seal)
Lineage: Eukaryota; Metazoa; Chordata; Mammalia; Carnivora; Otariidae
Gene: GMFG
Product: glia maturation factor gamma
Biological process (GO): actin filament debranching; negative regulation of Arp2/3 complex-mediated actin nucleation
Cellular component (GO): cortical actin cytoskeleton
Molecular function (GO): Arp2/3 complex binding; actin binding
Source: RefSeq, a predicted model, not a curated record
UCAGCCUGUGGGCUAGUCAGGGGCUGGGAGGGCUACCCCACUGCGGCAAAGGGCCUGGCUGUGGGGAAGAGAGAGGCUGGUUCCGGGUUUAGCCCCAGGCAAGCAGAUCCCCGUGUCUCCUCAAGUGCUCCCCAAGGGCACCUGCCUAGAGGGCUGGAGCCCAGCUUCUGCCCUACACCCCAAAUGUGUGCACUGUCCGACUCCCUGGUGGUGUGCGAGGUGGACCCUGAGCUAAAGGAAAAGCUGAGAAAAUUUCGCUUCAGAAAAGAGACGGACAAUGCAGCCAUAAUAAUGAAGGUGGACAAAGACCGGCAGAUGGUGGUGCUCGAGGAAGAAUUUCAGAACAUUUCUCCAGACGAACUAAAAACAGAGUUGCCAGAGAGACAGCCCAGGUUCGUGGUUUACAGCUACAAGUACGUGCAUGAGGACGGCCGAGUGUCCUACCCUUUGUGCUUCAUCUUCUCCAGCCCCGUGGGCUGCAAGCCUGAACAGCAGAUGAUGUAUGCAGGGAGUAAAAACAGACUGGUGCAGACUGCAGAACUCACAAAGGUGUUUGAAAUCCGCACCACUGAUGAUCUCACGGAGGCCUGGCUCCAAGAGAAGUUGUCUUUCUUUCGUUGACCUCUGGGCUGGAGAACUGGAUUCCUGAUGUUGGAGUCCCUGAAGAAACUGGGAACUGGGACCCCUAGAACCUGAACGUCUGAGAACCGGCAGAAAUUAAAAUGCAAGAACUCAGAGAUCCUCA